GCAUAGUUCAUAGUAUGAGUGAACCGAUCAGGUUGUCUGGUUUUGAAGUAAAGUAUGCCAUCUUGGUCGGAUCUCCGGCGAUGUACACCAUCGAUCACAACCCAACUCCGCCAUUUUAGCCAUUUAAGUAGAACUGAUGGUCAGCAGGAUCCAAAAAGUAGUUCAAUAUCUUUCCUCAAAUGGAUUGGUGGAAUCAUUACCAGUUCCACUUUAGCUUUCGCAUAUUACUCCUAUAACUAUUCUUCACCAAAUUACCCAUCUUUCUCUUUUUCCCACACAUCACAAUCUCGACCAAGCUAUCUCUUUGGAGAUGCUUACAGAAGAAAAGUAUUCUUUAAUUAUGAAAAGCGUAUUAGGAUGCGAAGUCCUCCUGAAAAGGUGUUUGAGUACUUUGCAUCUUUUGAAGCCCAUGAUGGAGAAAUAUUUAUGACACCAGCAGAUCUAAUGAGAGCAGUUGUUCCGGUGUUCCCUCCAUCUGAAUCACACCUCGUGAGAGAUGGAUAUCUCAGAGGUGAAAGAAAUCCGGGUGAAUUGCGAUGUGCCCCAUCAAAAUUUUUUAUGCUUUUUGACACAAAUAAUGAUGGCCACAUCUCUUUUAAAGAGUAUAUUUUCUUUGUCACCCUGCUGAGUAUCCCUGAAUCAAGUUUUUCAGUGGCAUUCAAGAUGUUUGACCUCGACUGUAAUGGAGAGAUAGACAUUGAUGAAUUCAAGAAAGUAAUGACUUUGAUGCGAGCUCACAACAGGCAAGGUGCUCAUCACAGUGAUGGACAUCGAGGAGGGCAUAAUCUAGGUGGUCAUAUAGACAGUGGAGGCCUAUUACAAGACUUCUUUGGUGAAGAUGGGAAGAAACGCCUCCAGUAUGAUACAUUUGUUCAAUUCUUGAGAGAUCUACAUGAAGAAAUACUAAAAUUGGAGUUUGUCCACUAUGAUUACAAGUUUCGGGGGACUAUUUCCGCAAAGGAUUUUGCCCUGUCCAUGGUUGCUUCUGCUGAUUUAAAGUAUUUACACAAGUUGCUUGCUCGAGUUGAUGAUUUAGAUAAUGAGCCACAACUAAGUCAUAUUCGUAUUUCAUUUGAGGAAUUCAAAAGUUUUGCUGAGCUACGGAAGAAAUUGCAACCGUUUUCGUUGGCACUUUUCUGUUUCGGGCAAGUGAAUGGUCUUUUGACUAGAAGUGAUUUUAAAAGAGCUGCUUCUCAAGCAUGUGGAGUCUCUAUCACUGACAACAUGAUAGAACUUGUGUUCCAUGUUUUUGACACAAAUCAUGAUGGAAGUUUAAGCUCAGAUGAGUUCAUUAGAGUUUUAGAGAAGCGAGCAAGGGAUAUUGCUGAGCCAACCGAAGCAGGUAUCCUUAACUUUAUGUCUUGUUCUGGGAAUUGCACAAGCAACUACAAAUCAUCAUUGCUUUCUUCAUGGUCAACCUCUUGUUGACGGAAUGAGGACCCAGAGGAAGUGAUAUCCUGGAUGUUUAUUUAGUUAUACUGUACGAAGGGGAUGAUGUUUGGCACCACAACAAGUAGUGUCGUAUUUAGUAGGAGGUUACGGGUUCACAAUUGAAGCAUUGUGCUACUUAUUUCCAGAAAAUUGUUCGUUUGAUCCCUUGGUAGUUUAUAAAGGCCAAGUAUGAGUGUAGCAGGAGAGACUUGUAGGUGUAUAGACUUGGAAAUUCUGCAGUGUAACAUUCUACAAGUUUAAUGUUAUUCAAAUAUUUUAGUCUUCUGGAA
This is a messenger RNA of Solanum lycopersicum (tomato), 1721 nucleotides long. RefSeq names its product mitochondrial calcium uniporter complex protein-like. Gene Ontology annotation, molecular function: calcium ion binding. Gene Ontology annotation, biological process: calcium import into the mitochondrion; mitochondrial calcium ion homeostasis. Gene Ontology annotation, cellular component: uniplex complex. The record is from RefSeq and is marked validated. Lineage: Eukaryota; Viridiplantae; Streptophyta; Magnoliopsida; Solanales; Solanaceae.